GUGAUGUUGAAGCGCCCUGCCUCUUUGGGGCCGGGGAUCGGACUUGACUGAAUUUCAUUGCGGCAGAAAGUUGGCAGACGCUCUGCGGGUAGAGCAUGGGGUAUGCAUGACAGUGUAUUUGUGGGAAUGCACAACAUGCACCGCGGAGCCGGGGAUGUGGUCAUUGGCACUUGACGGACUGAUGGAACCCAAGUAAUCAGCUAUGGCCUUGAUGAUUCCCCCAGUGAAGUUAAAAUGGCUAGAGCAUCUCAACAGCUCUUGGAUCACAGAAGACAGUGAAUCUAUUGCCACCCGAGAAGGGGUUUCUGUUUUGUAUGCCAAGCUUAUUGCCAAUAAGGAGGUGGUAUUGCUGCCCCAACAGGUGCUUUGCCUAAAGGGACCUCAACUGCCAGACUUUGAACGCGAGUCCCUUUCUAGCGAUGAGCAAGAACAUUACUUGGAUGCUCUGCUUAGUAGCCAGCUGGCACUGGCGAAGAUGGUAUGCUCAGACUCCCCAUUUGCAUCUGCCCUCCGUAAGCGACUGCUGGUAUUGCAGCGCAUUUUUUAUGCACUUUCCAACAAAUACCAUGACAAGGGAAAAGUAAAGCAGCAGCAGCAUUCACCAGAGAAUAACUCUGGCUCCACUGAUAGCCACUCGGUUAGUGAACGGCCAAGGUCCAGCACAGAUGCACUAAUUGAAAUGGGUGUCAGGACUGGUCUUAGCUUACUGUUUGCCCUGUUACGGCAGAGUUGGCUGAUGCCUCCUCCUGCACCUGGACUUAGCUUGUGUAAUGAUGUCAUUCACACAGCUAUUGAUGUCAUAAGCUCUUUACCACCAUUAUCAUUAGCUAAUGAAAGCAAAAUUCCGCCUAUGGGUUUGGAUUGCUUGUCACAAGUGACAUCAUUCCUUAAAGGAGUAACUAUGCCUAAUUCAGGUGCUGAUAUAUUGGGACGACGGCUUGCUUCUGAACUUUUGCUUGGCUUGGCUGCACAAAGAGGUUCACUUCGAUACCUUCUUGAGUGGAUAGAAAUGGCCUUAGCUGCAGCAGCAGUAGUCAGCACAAUAACCCUUCAUAAUCAAGAGGGGUUAAUUGGCUAUGAUUACUUCAUGAAUGUAUUAAUGCAAAUGCGACGCUCAUUGGGUUCUUCAUCAGAUCGGAGUCAAUGGAGAGAGCCUACAAGAACACCAGAUGGCCUAUGUUCAUUGUAUGAAGCCGCUCUUUGCUUGUUUGAAGAGGUCUGUAGAAUGGCAUCUGAUUAUUCAAGAACUUGUGCCAGCCCAGAUAGCAUCCAGACUGGAGAUGCUCCUAUAGUGUCGGAAACAUGUGAAGUAUAUGUCUGGGGUAGCAAUAGCAGCCAUCAACUGGUAGAGGGUACUCAAGAGAAAAUACUACAGCCCAAACUUGCUCCAAGCUUUGCUGAUGCACAAACAAUUGAAGCUGGGCAAUAUUGUACUUUUGUGAUUUCAUCUGAUGGAUCUGUACGUGCAUGUGGAAAAGGAAGUUAUGGUAGACUUGGACUAGGAGAUUCUAAUAAUCAGUCUACUUUGAAAAAGUUAACUUUUGAGCCCCAUCGAGCAAUCAAAAAAGUUUCAUCUUCAAAAGGUUCAGAUGGACACACACUAGCAUACACCACAGAAGGAGAGGUUUUCAGUUGGGGUGAUGGUGACUAUGGAAAACUAGGGCAUGGUAACAGCUCAACACAGAAGUACCCCAAACUCAUCCAGGGACCGCUUCAGGGAAAGGUGGUUGUUUGUGUGUCUGCUGGGUAUAGGCACAGUGCUGCAGUCACCGAGGAUGGAGAAUUGUAUACCUGGGGUGAAGGAGAUUUUGGAAGACUAGGACAUGGUGACAGUAACAGUCGUAACAUUCCAACCUUAGUGAAGGAUAUUAGUAAUGUUGGAGAAGUGUCAUGUGGUAGCUCACAUACCAUAGCUUUAUCCAAAGAUGGGAGAACAGUGUGGUCUUUUGGGGGAGGAGACAAUGGAAAGUUAGGGCAUGGUGAUACAAACAGAGUGUACAAACCCAAGGUUAUUGAAGCCUUACAAGGAAUGUUUAUACGAAAAGUAUGUGCUGGAAGCCAGUCAUCACUUGCACUGACUUCAACAGGCCAGGUUUAUGCUUGGGGCUGUGGUGCUUGUCUUGGAUGUGGCUCUUCUGAGGCCACUGCGUUAAGACCCAAACUUGCUGAGGAACUGGCAAUGACAAGAGUGGUUGAUAUAUCAAUUGGUGACAGUCACUGUUUGGCCUUAUCACAUGACAAUGAAGUUUAUGCCUGGGGAAAUAAUUCUAUGGGCCAGUGUGGCCAAGGAAAUUCUACUGGCCCAAUAACAAAACCUAAGAAAGUAAUUGGUUUGGAUGGAGUAGCUAUACAGCAGAUUUCUGCUGGAACCUCACAUAGUUUAGCCUGGACAGCUUUACCUAGGGACAGGCAAGUUGUGGCCUGGCAUCGACCAUAUUGUGUUGAUUUAGAAGAGAGCACAUUCUCACAUUUGCGUUCCUUCCUUGAGAGAUACUGUGAUGGAAUCAAUAAUGAUGUUCCUCCUCUUCCAUUCCCUUCAUCAAGAGAGCACCAUCAUUUUCUCAAGCUGUGUCUUAAAUUACUGUCUAAUCACCUUGCUUUAGCACUGGCUGGUGGUGUCGCCACCAGCAUACUUGGCAGACAGGCAAGACCUUUAAGAAAUCUUCUGUUUCGACUGAUGGAUUCUUCAGUACCUGAUGAAAUUCAAGAGGCUGUUAUAGAGACAUUGUCUGUAGGUGCCACCAUGUUGCUACCUCCUCUUAGAGAAAGAAUGGAGCUGCUGCAUUCACUUCUGCCUCAGGGUCCUGAUCGAUGGGAGAGUUUAUCAAAAGGACAGAGGAUGCAGUUGGACAUAAUUUUGACAAGCUUGCAGGACCAUACCCAUGUAGCAUCUUUAUUGGGAUACAGUUCUCCUCCUGAUGCUCCUGAGUCUUCCUCUUGCAGUUUUGGUUUUGGAUUGUCUUUGGAAUCGUCCAACAGUUCUCCAGGCAGUCAUCCAGACACUCAUUUGGCAGAAAUUCUCAUGAAGACACUUCUAAGGAAUUUAGGAUUUUAUACAGACCAAGCAUUUGGAGAGUUGGAGAAGAACAGUGACAAGCUACUUCAGGGUACGUCUUCCUCAGAAAACAGCCAGCCUGCUCACCUUCAUGAACUAUUGUGCUCCCUGCAGAAGCAAUUGUUGGCAUAUUGUCAUAUUAACAGUAUCAGUGAAAACUCUAGCAGUGUAGCAUUGUUGCACAAGCAUCUACAGCUACUUCUGCCUCAUGCCACGGACAUCUUUUCACGAUCAGCAACCCUACUUAAAGAGAGCUCCUGGAAUGGAAGUUUAAGAGAGAAAUUGCGAGAUGUGAUCUAUGUGUCUGCAGCAGGGAGCAUGCUGUGUCAGAUUGUUAGCUCUCUGCUCCUGCUCCCUGUGUCAGUAGCACGGCCAUUACUCUGUUUUCUCCUGGACUUGCUCCCACCACUGGAUCGUUUGAACAGACUAUUGCCAGCUGCAACUCUGCUGGAGGAUCAGGAGCUACAGUGGCCUCUGCAUGGAACUUCUGACUUUGUUGAUCAAACUGGUGCUCCUCUUCCUCAGCCUGCACAGUUGUGGGUGUGGCUUGUUGAUCUGGAAAGAACUGUUGCUCUGCUUGUGGGCCGUUGCUUAGGUGGAAUGCUACAGGGACCUCCAACAUCCCCAGAAGAACAAGACACAGGCUAUUGGCUCAAAACACCUCUCUUCAGUAAUGGACUUGAGAUGGAUAUUCCACAGCUAGAUAAAUGUAUAAGUUCUUUAUUAGAAGUAGCUCUUUCUGGGAAUGAAGAACAAAAGCCAUUUGAAUGCCUCAUUCGUCCUGAACUUACUCUUCUUGUUGAACUUGCUUUGGGAUCUGGCAAAGAGCCAUCAAACAAUCCAUGGAUGAAUAUGCAAGAUUAUGCUGUUACUAAAGACUGGGAUAAUGCAACUCUAGGCAAUGAGUCACUUUUGGAUACAGUUUCCAGAUUUGUUCUUGCUGCCUUGCUAAAACAUACUGGCUUGUUGAAUGAAGCCUGUGGUGAGGGCAGGUACCAGCCCAGUAAAACCUUAGCAGAAGUUUAUCGCUGUGUUUAUAAAGUACGUAAUCGUUUGCUGGCUUGUAAAAAUAUGGAGCUCAUUCAAACAAGAUCAUCAUCAAGAGAAAGACGUAUGUCAGAAAAUCACGAUUCGUUAGAGAUUGAUCCCCAGGAGCACUCUUUUACUCGUACUAUUGAUGAGGAGGCUGAACUGGAAGAACAAGCGGAUAGAGAGAGGGAGGAAAGUCAUCAAGAUCAGGAUGAUGAAGAUGACAGAGACCAUGAGGUUAUGACUGCUGGUAAAAUCUUCCAGUGUUUUCUAUCAGCCCGAGAAGUUGCCCGCAGUCGUGAACGAGAGUGCAUCGGUAUCAAUAAUGGUACUGUGAAUGGAGCAGGUCCACGAGAAGAGAGUGAUCCCUCACAGUCUCAGGAGUCCAGACGAGUUGUUUCAGGCCUUCCUGAGGGACAGGACCUCUACACAGCAGCCUGCAACUCUGUUAUUCACAGAUGUGCCCUCAUUAUUCUAGGAGUGAGUCGAGUAUUGGAAGAUGUACAUAAACAGCAAGAUGAGGGACAGAUGCAGCCAACAAUUUCUGCAACUCAAGAGGGGGUUGCUUAUAUGACAAGAAGUGAAAGCCUGACUGCAGAAAGACGUUCUGUACAGGCGAGCCCUGGCUAUCGGCUGAUUAAGUCAAGAAGUGAGUCUGAUCUUUCACAGCCAGAAUCUGAUGAAGAAGGAUACACACUGAGUGCAAGAAGAAAUGUUGAUUUAGAUUUGGCUUCAUCUCGUAAAAAAAGGGUGUAUUUACUCCUUUUUGGCCAGUUGAGCUCGAGAAACAAGAAGAGCUACAAGCAAGUACAUGAUGGUCUGCAGCAAAACUCCCCAGAUACCCUGGCUGACUCUUGGUCUCGAAUGAAGCAUAGCAGAGAUCGCUUGUACUCUCUGUUCCAUUCUUACCAUGAGUCUGACUUUAACCUGAGCAGGACGUUGGGCGUUCACAGCUUAAUGGAAAAUAUCAUCAGUUUUGUGAGUGGAGAUGUGGGCAGCACAUCUGCCUUUAAAGGGCCGGAGGAAAGCAUGUCUACUUGUCCUCAAGGAAUUAUGACAGCAAUGGAGCAGCAGCAGAACAGAGCUGAGCUCCGUCUUGAAGCUCUUCACCAAAUUUUGGUUCUGCUUUCUGGUAUGGAAGAGAAAGGCUGCCAGACAGCAGGAAGCAGCCGCCAAGCAGCCAUGUUCCAGUCAUCUUCUCUACUUACCUCUGUGCGACUACAGUUCUUAGCUGGUUGUUUUGGCCUUGGAACAGUGGGGAAUGGCGGGGUCAAAGGAGAAAGUGUGCAGCUUCAUCAUUAUCAGGAUGGCAUCAGAACAGCAAGACAGAACAUUCAGAAAGAUAUACAGACUGCUGUCCAUAAAAUUUAUCAGCAGCUUUCUACAACCUUGGAGAGAGCAUUGUUAGCCAACAAGCAUCAUAUUGAAGCUCAGCAGCGUCUUCUUUUGGUAACAGUGUUUGCAUUAAGUGUACGCUACCAACCUGUGGAUGUUUCUUUGGCCAUCUCCAGUGGGUUGUUGAAUGUGCUGUCUCAAUUAUGUGGCACUGACACCAUGUUAGGACAGCCUAUACAGUUGUUGCAGAAACCAGGCAUCUCUCAGCUGGGCACAGCCCUGAAGGUGGCCAGUACAAGACUUCUUCAGAUCUUGGCCAUCACAACAGGAACGUAUGCUGAUAAGUUAAGUCCUAAAGUGGUACAAUCAUUACUGGAUUUGCUCUGUAGUCAGCUGAAGAACCUCCUCUCCCAGACUGGCGUUACACUUGUGUCAUCAUUUAGAGAGGAUGAAGAAAAAAGAAGUGAGGACCUUGGAGAAGGAGAAAAAAGAGAUUUGCGAGCACUGUUACGUAAACAACACAGUGCAGAAUUGCAUCUGGGAGAUUUUCUUGUAUUUCUACGGCGGGUUGUAUCUUCAAAAGCAAUACAGUCCAAGAUGGCGUCACCCAAAUGGACUGAAGUUUUAAUGAGUAUAGCUGCACAGAAAUGUUGCUCAGGUGUUCCAUUAGUUGGGAACUUAAGAACAAGACUCCUAGCACUUCAUGUACUGGAGGCAGUGCUCCCUGCUUGUGAGAACAGUGUUGAAGAUGACCAGAUGACACAGGUUGUUGAGCAUUUGUUUUUGUUGCUCUCAGACUGUAUGUGGGAGGCACCCAUUGCUCAGGCCAAGCAUAUACUUAAUGUGAAGCAGAAAGAGCAUGAAGUAAAAGUACAGGGAGAGAUAGAGGAGGAGGAUGACAAUCUUCCCAUACAAGAGGUGUCAUUUGACCCAGAAAAGGCACAAUGCUGUGUGGUGGAGAAUGGCCAGGUUCUAACUCAUGGAAGUGGAGGAAAGGGAUAUGGCUUAGCGUCUACUGGAAUCAUGUCUGGAUGUUAUCAGUGGAAGUUCUACAUUGUUAAGGAAAAUCGGGGUAAUGAAGGAACCUGUGUUGGAGUGUCUCGCUGGCCUGUUCAUGACUUUAACCACAGAACCACAACAGACAUGUGGAUAUAUCGUGCAUAUAGUGGUAAUCUUUACCACAAUGGAGAACAAACACUGACAUUGUCAAGCUUCACUCAAGGUGAUUACAUCACCUGUGUUUUAGAUAUGGAAGCAAGAACUAUUUCAUUUGGGAAAAAUGGAGAGGAGCCAAAGUUGGCCUUUGAAGAUGUGGAUGCCACUGAGCUGUAUCCUUGCGUAAUGUUUUAUAGCAGUAACCCAGGUGAAAAGGUUAAAAUUUGUGACAUGCAAAUGCGUGGCACCCCACGGGACUUGCUACCUGGAGACCCCAUUUGCAGCCCAGUUGCUGCAGUCCUUGCUGAAGCUGCCAUUCAGCUUGUUCGCAUUCUUCAUCGUACUGACAGAUGGACUCACUGCAUCAACAGAAAUAUGAUGGAACGGCUGCAGAAAAUUAAAACCUGCCUUAGGGAAGGGUGUGAAAAACUAAAAAAAAGUCGCUCGGUUCAAAGUAGAGAUGAGCAUGAUGUUAAGGAUGAAUUCAAAGAAGAUGAAAAGGGAAAACAUGGAAAGCAUGGGCUGGCAGAUCUGUCUGAGUCACAGUUAAAAAUGCUUUGCACAGAAGUUUGGCCGGUGCUGGCAGUAAUUGGUGGUGUUGAUGCUGGCCUUAGAGUUGGUGGCCGAUGCAUUCAUAAGCAGACUGGUCGCCAUGCCACACUCUUGGGUGUUGUGAAAGAAGGGAGCACUUCUGCUAAAGUUCAAUGGGAUGAAACAGAGAUAACAAUCAGCUUCCCAACUUUUUGGUCGCCUAGUGACACUCCACUGUACAAUCUGGAGCCUUGUGAGCCGCUGCCCUUUGAUGUAUCAAGGUUUCGUGGUUUGACGGCCUCUCUGCUGAUGGACCUUACCUACCUGACUGGUAUCCAUGAAGACUCAGGAAAGCUGAGCACUAGACGCCAUGAAAAGAAACACAGACAUGAAUCUGAAGAAAAAGGUGAAAUUGAUCAAAAAACAGAUGGCGGAGAUUUCCAAAAGGAAGUGAUAGAUAUUAGGAUUUCCCAAAGUUUAGAUGAGGUCAGAGCUCACGUGACAGCCAACUCCAAGUCUGAAAAUGAAAUAUCUUCAUUUUCGUUAGAUCCUCAACUUGCAUUAGAAUCUCAACCUCAGCAAGUGGAUGGGAAAAAGAAAGUUCAUGAGCAUGCAGUAAGAGCUCACGAUGUGAUACAGUCAGAAAUUCGAGCCAUCCAGCUCUCCUAUCUCUAUCUUGGUGCUAUGAAAUCCCUGAGUGCAUUGUUGAGUUGUAGCAAGUAUGCUGAACUUCUCCUGAUUCCUAAAGUUCUCACUGAAAAUGGACAUAACUCGGACUGUGCAAGUUCUCCUGUAAUCCAAGAGGAAGCUGAAAUGAGAGCUGCUCUCCAGUUUUUAAUGCGACAUAUGGUAAAAAGAGCAGUCAUGCGCUCACCUAUCAAAAGGGCCUUGGGACUUGCAGACCUUGAACGUGCCCAAGCCAUGAUUUACAAGCUUGUUGUCAACAGUCUUUUGGAGGAUCAGUUUGGUGGAAAAAUAAAGCUAGAUGUGAAACCCGAGUCAGAAGAAGUCGAUGGCUCCCAGCAAGCACAGACUCCUGUAACCACAAGCCCAUCAGCUUCAAGCACAACAUCGUUUAUGAGUAGUUCCCUAGAAGACACAACCACAGCAACUACCCCAGUUACUGACACAGAAACUGUUCCAGCAUCCGAGUCUCCUUGUGUCAUGCCUCUUAGUUUACUCAGGCAAAUGUUCUCUAGCUAUCCAACAACCACUGUGUUACCAACACGUCGUGCACAAACCCCGCCUGUUUCAUCAUUACCAACAUCUCCAUCAGAUGAAAUUGGACGAAGACAAAGCUUGACAUCUCCUGACUCACAGCCUGCCAGACCAGCUAAUCGCACAGCAUUGUCAGAUCCAAGUAGCAGGCUGUCUACAUCUCCUCCCCCACCUGCCAUUGCUGUUCCAUUGCUGGAAAUGGGAUUCUCUCUCCGUCAAAUAACAAAAGCAAUGGAAGCUACAGGGACUAGAGGAGAAGCAGAUGCUCAGAACAUCACAGUCCUAGCUAUGUGGAUGAUAGAGCACCCAGGCACAGAAGAAGAUGAAGGAUCUCAGUUGAGUGGAACCACAGAUCAAUGCCCAGGAACAUCUGCAUCAGCAAAUGGAGGAAAAUCCUACUUAAACUCCUCUGGCGAAAUACCUGCUGCAGAUGCAACAGAAAUGGAGGAUGGAUUUAGUGAAGGACCUGAUGGAAUUGAACAUGGGGAAAGCUCAUCUUCUAAUGCAGGUACCGCAUCGAGAAGUCGAUCUUUCACUAGAAAGCAGAGGUUUGAUUUAGCAGCAAGGACUUUACUGGCACGAGCAGCUGGACUAUAUCGUUCUGUUCAGGCUCACCGAAAUCAGAGUCGCAGAGAAGGAAUAUCACUUCAGCAAGAAACUGGAGAUCUCUAUGAUUUUAGUUUGGAUGAAGAGUUAGAGAUUGACCUAGAUGAUGAAGCUAUGGAAGCAAUGUUUGGCCAGGAGCUGGCUAGUGACAGCGACAUUCUGGGAAUGUGUAUCCCGGAGGUACUAGACUGGCCAACCUGGCAUGUUUGUGAAUCCGAAGAUAGGGAUGAAGUUGUCAUCUGUGAACUCUGUGAAACAAGUGUUGCUAGCUUCAAUCAGCACAUGAAGAAAAAUCAUCCAGGGUGUGGUCGUAGUGCAAACCGUCAGGGCUACCGUAGCAAUGGAUCCUAUGUUGAUGGUUGGUUUGGAGGAGAAUGUGGAAGUGGAAAUCCUUACUAUCUGCUAUGUGGCAGCUGCAGAGAGAAAUACCUUUCUUUAAAGAGCAAAAUGAAGGUACCAGUCCUCGAGAGAUACAAAGGACAGGCUCCUGAUCUCUUAGGGAAGCAAGACAGUGUCUAUGAAGAAGACUGGGAUAUGUUGGAUGUUGAUGAGGAUGAGAAACUAACAGGAGAGGAGGAGUUUGAAUUGUUGGCAGGACCUCUUGGUUUAACUGAACGGCAAAUUGUACCUGAAGCAGUGCAAUUCCCAGACAGUGACCCACUUGGUGCUACAGUUGCCAUGGUCACUGCAACCAAUAGCAUGGAAGAAACCCUUUUACAAAUAGGUUGCCAUGGCUCUGUGGAGAAGAGUUCCUCUGGGAGAAUCACACUUGGUGAGCAGGCAGCAGCUUUGCUUAAUCCACAUGAUCGAGUUAUGGCCCUCCGCAGAGUGACUGCAGCUGCCCAGGUGCUCCUGGCAAGAACGAUGGUUAUGCGAGCACUCUCCCUUUUAUCUGUGAGUGGUUCCAGCUGCAGUCUAGCAGCUGGUCUUGAGUCCCUUGGCUUGACUGACAUUCGAACUUUGGUCCGGCUCAUGUGCCUUGCUGCUGCUGGUCGAGCAGGUCUUUCUACAAGCCCUACUGCUGUCUGCAAUUCCCUUGAGCGUCCCCGUGGUGGCUCUAAAGGCAACAAACCAAUUUCAUGUUUGGCGUACCUGAGCACAGCUGUUGGUUGUUUAGCUUCAAAUAGUCCAAGUGCUGCCAAGCUACUUGUACAACUAUGCACUCAGAAUUUAAUAUCGGCAGCAACAGGAAUGAACUUAACCACAGUGGAUGAUCCUAUGCAGAGGAAAUUUCUUCCCAGCUUCUUGAGAGGAGCAGCUGAAGAAAAUAAACUGGUGACUUCACCAAACUUUGUUGUUACCCAAGCUUUAGUUGCCUUACUUGCUGACAAGGGUGCCAAGCUGAGGCCGAACUAUGACAAGACGGACACAGACAAGAGAGCAGGUUUAAUUGCGCAUUUGUAUGCCCAUCCUUCCUAUAAUCCUUCCGCUGUAGGCCCGCUGGAAUUGGCGAAUGCACUUGCAGCCUGCUGUCUCUCAUCAAGGCUGUCAUCACAGCACAGGCAAUGGGCUGCUCAGCAGCUGGUGCGAACUCUAGCAGCACAUGAUCGUGACAACCAGAGCCGGCCUCAGACCUUUGCUGAUAUGGCAGGAGACCUGCGCAAAUGUCCUUGUGUUAAACUUGAAGCACAUCAAGGCAGGGUGCUGGCAUGUGGCUGGAGCAGUAAAAAAGGACUCUUGGUGACCAGUGGCACAGACGGAACAGUCAGAGUUUGGAAUGUAACCAAGAACCAGUAUACUCUGCAACAGACUUGCAUCUUUAAUAAAUUAGAUGAUACAUCUGAAGAGAAUCUUGCUGACCUUGGUUCCCCUACUGACAGCAUCCUGCCUUCCGUUUACUGGAGUGUUAGUGGGAAAUACAUUGCAACAGCAAUAGAGAAAAUUGUCAACAUCUGGCAAGUAAAUGGAGGAAAGGGCCUAGUGGAUAUUCAGCCACAUUGGGUGUCAGCUUUGGCAUGGCCUGAAGAUGGACCUGUAGCAAGCUGGGCUGGAGAUACAUUAGAAGUUUUAUUGGUGGGUCGUAUGGAUGGUUCUCUUGGCCUUAUUGAAGUGGUUGAUUCAUGCACAAUGCACCGGCUGGAGCUUCAGCAUUGCUAUAGAAAAGAAGUUGCUGUCACAGGCAUUGCUUGGUACAGCGAAGAUCAGCCAUUUGCAGUCGGGUAUGCUGAUGGAAAGCUUUUGAUUGGAGCCAAAGAACCAUUAGACAAAGGAGCAAUAGUAGUUAUUGAUGCACACAAGGAAUCUAUUACCAGUUUGAAAUGGGACCCUAAUGGGAAAAACCUGCUCACGUGUGCAAAAGAGGAGAUGGUAAAGUUAUGGGCAUAUGCUGAAGACAGGUGGCAGUGCCUUCAUGUUCUUUCUCACCCAGCUGUAGUCAAUGGCAUUAGCUGGUGUGGCCUGCAAGGAAAAAGCUUCAAACCAAGAGCCAUGCUAGCUACAUGUUGCCAGAAUGGGUUGGUUUGUGUCUGGACCAUUCCUCAAGAUCUUUUAAGCAUUUCAGAAUCGGCAUCAUGUAGUUCAGAUGGAUGGUGGGAACUUGAGUCGAAAACCAAACCAAAGGACUGCUGCAGAAAAUCAAAUGAAGCUACUUGUGUUCUUCAGCUUAAGGGCCAUAUAACACCUGUGCGAACUGUUGCUUUCAGUCCAGAUGGCCUUGCUCUAGUUUCUGGAGGAGUUGGUGGGCUGAUGAAUGUCUGGUCGUUGAGGGAUGGAUCAGUUCUGCAGACAGUUGUCACUGGGUCAGGUGCAAUUCAGAACCUCACAUGGAUACCUGAAGUAGGAGUUGCUGUUUGUUCUAACAGGUCAAAGGACAUACUGGUUGUGAACUGCUCCAGUGAAUUUCUUUCUACCAAUCACAUUUUGGCUACUUGCCGAACUGCUCUAAAAAAGCAGGGAGUUAUUGGGCUGAACCUUGCACCUUGUAUGAGAGCAUUCCUUGAACGACUGCCACUUAUGCUACAGGAGCAGUAUGCAUAUGAAAAGCCACAUGUAGUUUGUGGAGACCAGCUUGUUCAUAGUCCAUAUAUGCAGUGUCUGGCGUCACUGGCAGUUGGUCUACACCUGGAUCAGCUGUUGUGUAACCCACCUGUACCACCUCACCACCUUAACUGCCCUUCAGAGUCAUCUGCUUGGAACCCUAAUGAGUGGGCCUGGCUGGACUGCUUUUCCACCACAGUAAAGGCAGCAGAGGCCUUGGCAAAAGGAGCUCGCUUUCCUGAAGCCUUUACAGUUCCAGACCUAGAGCCUGUGCCAGAGGAAGAACUUACACUUCUGAUGGACAACAGCAAAUGGAUGGGUGGAAUGGAUGAGCAGAUAAUGUCAUGGGCAACAUCAAGGCCAGAAGACUGGCAUCUUGGAGGCAAGUGUGAUGUCUAUUUAUGGGGAGCUGGACGACAUGGGCAGCUUGCAGAAGCUGGAAGAAAUAUUCUAGUGCCAACUUUAACGCCAUCAUUUUCUCAGGCUCAACAAGUUGUCUGUGGUCAGAAUUGUACAUUUGUGAUCCAGGCUAAUGGAACUGUUCUUGCUUGUGGAGAAGGCAGCUAUGGGAGACUUGGGCAAGGAAACUCAGAUGAUCUGCAUGUCUUGACUGUGAUUUCAGCAUUGCAAGGUUUUGUCGUAACACAGCUAAUCACAUCUUGUGGAUCUGAUGGACACUCAAUGGCACUUACUGAGAGCGGAGAGGUCUUCAGCUGGGGUGAUGGAGAUUAUGGAAAGCUGGGCCAUGGAAAUAGUGACAGACAGAGACGCCCUAGACAAAUUGAAGCACUUCAGGGUGAGGAAGUGGUACAGAUGUCAUGUGGCUUUAAACAUUCAGCUGUGGUUACUGCAGAUGGUAAGCUGUUUACGUUUGGAAAUGGUGACUAUGGACGCCUGGGCCUUGGAAAUACAUCUAAUAAGAAGCUGCCAGAGCGAGUGGUGGCACUAGAGGGCUAUCAGGUGGGGCAGGUUUCUUGUGGCCUGAACCAUACACUUGCUGUUUCAUCAGAUGGAAUGAUGGUUUGGGCUUUUGGGGAUGGAGAUUAUGGAAAGCUGGGUUUAGGAAAUUCAACAGCAAAGUCAUCUCCUCAGAAAGUGGAUGUCCUCUGUGGUAUUGGCAUCAAAAAAGUGUCCUGUGGAACACAGUUUUCUGUUGCUUUAACAAAAGAUGGACAUGUUUAUACAUUUGGACAAGACCGUCUGAUUGGUUUACCAGAGGGCAGAGCACGGAACCACAAUAGACCACAGCAAGUGCCAGCCCUGUCUGGAAUCUUCAUCAAGGACAUUGCUGUGGGGGCAGAACACACUCUUGCACUCUCUUCUGCUGGAGAUGUUUAUGCCUGGGGUAGCAACUCAGAAGGGCAGCUUGGUCUUGGUCAUACAAAUCAUGUACGAGAGCCAACUCUUCUGACAUCCCUGCAAGGAAAGAACAUAAAUCAGAUCUCUGCUGGUCGGUGUCACAGUGCAGCCUGGACAGCACCCCCUGUGCCACCACGUGCACCAGGAGCAUCAGUACCAUUACAGCUUGGCCUGCCAGUUUCUGUCCCUCCUCAAUACAGCGCUCUCAAGGAGGUGAGCAUGGAGACUGUGCGUGCUAGGCUGCGCCUACUGUACCACUUCUCUGACCUCAUGUAUUCUUCCUGGAGGUUACUCAAUCUGAGUCCCAACAACCAGAGCUCAACAUCACGAUAUAAUGCUGGAACUUGGGGAAUUGUCCAGGGUCAACUAAGACCCAUUUUAGCACCCCGGGUGUACACUCUUCCAAUGGUUCGCUCCAUUGGCAAGACAAUGGUGCAGGGCAAAAACUAUGGCCCUCAAAUUACAGUGAAGAGAAUAUCAACUAGGGGCCGGAAGUGCAAGCCGAUUUUUGUUCAGAUAGCCAGGCAAGUAGUGAAGCUCAAUGCCUCAGACCUACGACUGCCAUCUCGUGCCUGGAAAGUUAAGCUAGUAGGUGAAGGAGCUGAUGAUGCGGGAGGUGUUUUUGAUGACACCAUCACUGAAAUGUGCCAGGAACUGGAGACUGGUGUGGUAGAGCUGCUUAUUCCAUCUCCAAAUGCCACAGCAGAAGUUGGCUACAACAGAGACAGAUUUUUGUUCAACCCCUCAGCCUGCAGUGAUGACCAUCUUAUGCAGUUUAAAUUUCUGGGUAUAUUGAUGGGUGUUGCAAUUCGAACCAAAAAGCCUUUGGACCUGCACCUUGCUCCAAUGGUCUGGAAGCAGCUGUGCUGUAUUCCUCUGACACUGGAAGACCUAGAGGAGGUCGACUUGCUUUAUGUUCAAACUCUGAAUAGCAUUCUUCAUAUUGAAGACAGUGGAAUAACUGAGGACAGCUUCCAUGAGAUGAUUCCUUUGGAUUCUUUUGUGGGACAAAGUGCAGAUGGUAAAAUGGUGCCGAUAAUUCCUGGUGGUAACAGCAUCCCACUGACUUUCAGCAACAGAAAGGAGUAUGUUGACCGGGCUAUAGAAUACAGGCUUCAUGAAAUGGAUCGUCAAGUGGCUGCGGUACGUGAAGGGAUGUCCUGGAUCAUUCCAGUGCCUCUCCUUUCUCUUCUCACUGCAAAGCAACUAGAACAGAUGGUAUGUGGAAUGCCUGAAAUUUCUGUGGAAGUGCUGAAGAAAGUGGUGCGCUACCGGGAGGUUGAUGAACACCACCAGCUGGUCCUGUGGUUCUGGCAGACUCUUGAGGAAUUCUCCAAUGAGGAGCGAGUGCUCUUCAUGCGAUUUGUCUCAGGGAGGUCUCGACUGCCUGCCAACACUGCAGAUAUAUCCCAGAGGUUUCAGAUUAUGAAGGUUGACAGGCCAUAUGACAGCUUGCCUACCUCACAGACUUGCUUCUUUCAGUUAAGGCUUCCUCCAUACUCCACUCAACCCAUAAUGGCGGAGAGACUUCGCUACGCAAUCAAUAACUGCAGAUCUAUCGACAUGGACAACUAUAUGCUUUCUCGAAAUGUAGACAAUGCUGAGGGCUCUGAUACAGACUACUGAAGUAUGUGAACAAAAUUAUUUGAAUCAUAUUUCCAUUUUGAACGCAGGAAUAAUUGAGAUUGGUGACACACAUCUUCUUCAGGACAGGACUGGCCACAUUUUUAAUUAUCCUGUGUAUCUUCAGAUGUAGCCAAUUAGAUGUUUUUAAUUUCACUUUGUGCUUUAUUAGCAGUUAAACAAUCAAGCAGCCGUACAAAAGGUAAACGUUUUCCAUCUGUUCACACUUUCUGUUCACAUUUUAAGUUUGCAUGGAGAUAUGGUUCAACAAAGCAGCCCAAUACAUAAUAUGCAGAAAUGUACAUUGUGUACAUUUGUUUAUUAGGGAAUACAGUUUUACAUAAAUAUUCAUAUUUAUUUUGUUUUAUUUUGACUUGCCUGUGCUAAGUUUACUAAAGGAGAGAAAAUAUCAAUAAAUGGGUAAAUACCUCUGA
Molecule: messenger RNA, 15321 nt
Organism: Polypterus senegalus (gray bichir)
Lineage: Eukaryota; Metazoa; Chordata; Cladistia; Polypteriformes; Polypteridae
Gene: herc1
Product: HECT and RLD domain containing E3 ubiquitin protein ligase family member 1
Exons: 79
Coding region: 203-14890 (4895 amino acids)
Molecular function (GO): ubiquitin-protein transferase activity; protein binding
Source: RefSeq, a predicted model, not a curated record